This is a messenger RNA of Octodon degus (degu), 4349 nucleotides long. It is a transcript of the gene Dab2, whose product is annotated as DAB2, clathrin adaptor protein. The record is from RefSeq and is a predicted model, not a curated record. Gene Ontology annotation, cellular component: plasma membrane. Lineage: Eukaryota; Metazoa; Chordata; Mammalia; Rodentia; Octodontidae. Gene Ontology annotation, biological process: receptor-mediated endocytosis; negative regulation of canonical Wnt signaling pathway; positive regulation of endocytosis. The coding region runs from base 325 to 2637 and encodes 770 amino acids. The transcript is spliced from 15 exons.
CGGCGGACACGUUGAGGGGGAGUUGCCGAGCCCGGGCAGCAAAAACAUCCCGGCGCAUUCCUGGGGCGUCCGCGCCGGCCAGCAUCUGAUUAGAACCAUCUCCGCGGGAGUGGCCGGGCCGCUCCGCUCCGCUCCGCUCCGCUCGCCGCGGGUAUUUAAGCGGCCGCGGGCGGGCAGUCGGGCUCCGCGGGUCAUGCGCGCCGCGCCCCGGCCCUAGAGCUCGUGUGUGCCAUAGGUUAUGUUCAUCUGAGACUCGGUUGUCAGGGAUCACCUGGUGUCACUGAGUGUCUGCUGCUGCUGGGACUUGCUGCUUGCCUUCUUGCCAUGUCCAACGAAGUAGAAACAAGCACAACCAAUGGUCAGCCUGACCAGCAGGCUGCACCAAAAGCCCCAUCAAAGAAGGAAAAGAAGAAAGGCACUGAAAAAACAGAUGAGUAUCUUUUGGCCAGAUUCAAAGGUGAUGGUGUAAAAUACAAGGCCAAGCUGAUCGGGAUUGAUGACGUGCCUGAUGCUCGGGGGGAUAAAAUGAGCCAGGACUCUAUGAUGAAACUCAAGGGCAUGGCAGCAGCUGGCCGGUCCCAGGGACAACAUAAACAACGGAUCUGGGUCAACAUUUCCCUUUCGGGGAUAAAAAUAAUUGAUGAAAAAACUGGGGUCAUAGAGCAUGAGCACCCAGUGAAUAAGAUUUCUUUCAUCGCUCGCGAUGUGACAGACAGCAGGGCGUUCGGUUAUGUGUGUGGAGGGGAAGGCCAGCAUCAGUUUUUUGCCAUAAAAACUGGGCAGCAGGCUGAACCAUUAGUCGUUGAUCUUAAAGACCUUUUUCAAGUUAUCUAUAAUGUAAAGAAAAAGGAAGAGGAAAAGAAACAGGCAGAAGAAGCCAGCAAAGCAGUUGAGAAUGGAAGUGAGGCCCUAAUGACUCUUGAGGACCAAAAAAACAAACUGAAAUUGGGUGUUGACCAGAUGGAUUUGUUUGGGGACAUGUCUACACCUCCUGACCUAAAUAGUCCAACAGAAAGCAAAGAUAUCCUGUUAGUGGAUCUAAACUCUGAAAUCGACACCAAUCAAAAUUCUUUAAGAGAAAAUCCGUUCUUAACAAAUGGCAUCACCUCCUGCUCUCUUCCUCGACCAAAACCUCAGGCGUCCUUCUUGCCUGAAAAUGCCUUUUCUGCCAAUCUCAACUUCUUUCCCACACCUAAUCCUGAUCCUUUCCGUGAUGAUCCUUUUGCACAGCCAGACCAAUCGACACCCUCUGCGUUUGAUUCUCUCAAACCUCCAGAUCAGAAGAAAGAGAAUUUGUGUAGUUUGUCUACUCCACUGAGUAAUGGGCCCCAAAAUGGUGAUGUUGAUUACUUUGAUCAGCAAUUUGACCAGAUCUCUAACCGGACUGGCAAACAGGAAGUUCAGGCAGGCCCGUGGCCCUUUUCAAGCACGCAAAGCCAGCCAGCAAUGAGAACUCAAAACGGGGUAUCUGAAAGAGAACACAACGGCUUCCAUAUCAAAUCUUCCCCAAACCCUUUUGUGGGAAACCCUCCCGCAGGACUCUCUGUACCGAAUGGCACAAAGCAGGACUUGGAAAGCCCUGUCCAGUCCACACCACAUGACUCCAUAGCUAUUAUCCCACCUCCACAAAGUACCAAACCGGGAAGAGGCAGAAGGACUGCUAAGUCUUCGACAAAUGACUUGCUCGCGUCAGACAUCUUUGCUCCUCCCGUCUCAGAACCUCCAGGCCAGACGUCGCCCACAGGACAGUCUGCAGCCCCACAGACCAACCCCUUGGAUCUCUUCAAGACAAGUGUUCCUACCCCCAUCGGGCCUCUUGCGAGUCUAGGCGGUGUACCAGUGUCGCCCCCGCACGCGGGACCGUGGAGCCCACCGAUUGUCUUUAACCAGUCCACUCCCAUGGUCCCGGGAGCCACGGUGGUGGGUCAGCCCGCCGUGUUCAGCCAGCCAGUUGUUUUUGGUACUAGCCCAGCUGUGCAGUGUUGGAACCAUCCUGCACCCUUCGGAUCCUCAGCAUCCCCCCCACCCCCUGCCGCUUGGGGUUCUUCCGUGUCGGUGGUACCCAGCGCCUGGCCGGCAGCAAGCUCGCUGGGGAACCCUUUCCAGAGCAACGUGUUUCCUCCGCCGCCCGCUCAGCCCUCCGCUGUGCUGCCCUCGCUCGUGGUCGGUCCGCCCCAGCCGCCUCCCAGAACUGCCCCUCCGAAGGACAUCCCCAGCGACGCCUUCACUGCCUUGGACCCGCUCGGGGACACAGAAGUCAAGGAAGUGAAAGAAAUGUUUAAGGACUUCCAGUUGCGGCAGCCCCCUGCCGUGCCCUCGAGGAAGGGCGAGCAGCCUUGCUCCGGAGCGUCCAGCGCCUUCUCCAGUUAUUUCAACAGCAAAGUAGGCAUUCCCCAGGAGAGUGUGGACCACGAUGAUUUCGAUGCUAAUCAGCUAUUGAACAAGCUCAACAAUCUCCUUGAACCACCAAAGCCAGCUCCCAGACAAGGUGCCCAGUCAGUUACCAAACCUAGCAACAAAGCGUUUGAGAACCCUUUCUCUAAGGAUGCCUUCAGCUCCCCGCAGCCCUCCAUGGCUUCCCCUCAACCUGCGUCUUCUGAUGCGUACAGGGACGCUUUUGGAAAUCCUUUUGCCUAACUUCGAACUUGGAAGGCUGACUUUCCAGAGGAACGAAAAGGUUGGCCUUAGUAGUCAAGGACAAAGCUGAUAGCCAGACACGUCCUGACACUGCCCUUGUUCCAGCUUUAACGAAUUAUCUGUUGCCUUAUUUCUUGUUGCCUCUUCCCCUUGUAAAAUUCCUUUCACUUUCUGUCUAGGCUAAAGCUAAACGGAAUCUAUGGCUUUAAGUAAAUUGAGUCCCUAAACUCUUUAGUUCGAAUGUAAAUGACGUAGCCUUCCUGCCAAAUUCUUACCACCGUGUUCCUGUGCCCUCACACGCUGUACCUUCUGCCUUCUGGUUGGGCCAUGCUGAUGCCACCAUCAGAUACCAUUUUGAAUAAAUGGCCAAUUCCUUCCCCUUAAUUUGAGAAUUCUGUUUCAGAGCAAAAAACCUAAAAUUCCAGUAGAACAAUACAUCUUCUUAAAAGAACUUCCAACCAUCACUUACAGAAAAUUUUUUGAAUAAAAUGGAAGUCCAGCCUUUCCUCAGAUGCUUUGGAAUCUCAUCCACCUGAGGACAGUUUUAAAGCUAUUUCUCCCAGAUCAGCUUCUCUCCCAGCCAAGAGUGUCCUUUUGCUAACUCUCUAGUAUUACAAACGAGGGAGACACAUUAUCCAUUUCUUUGCCUUUUCCCUCUGAUUCUUUUUUCAAUCUGUUUCGUUCCUGGAUUCAGAUACCACCCCCUCCAGGUUUUUUUGUUUAUUUGAUUGUUUGGUUUUUAUUAUUGUUGUUACUGUUUUUACAAACAAUAGAUUUUCAUGGGGUUAAAAAAAAUAUCAAAUGAUUCACAGACCGGGAGCCAGUCUUUGUUGUAAGUAAAUGCUAGUCCCAGAGCUACUAGUAUAUGCCCUAUAACCUUCCAUGGACUAGGGGACCAUCCUCAAGCCGAAGUUCAGAGGAGCAGUGAAUGUGGAAGAAAACUUGAACUUCACUCGGUAAUGAAGGGCCAUGUUCUACCGAGGAGCACAUCACGAAGCUCAGUGGGACUGGUGCUUUGGUGGGGCUGUCAUGCCAGGCCUUUAUCAAGGAACUGGAAAACUUUUCUUGAGGCCAUGCUUUCAUACUUACUAGGAAGAUAAAUGGAAGGGGGAAAGGUAAUGAACAAGUAUUUGGUGUUAUCGUCAGACAUCUAAUGCCUGCAAUAUUUUUCUCCCAUAACCUUGGAAACUUUCCCAGGGCAUCUUUAGUCCUAUUGUUAGCCCGGUUCUGAAGGAUGUGUGCUUGCCAAAAUUAUUUUGUUUUAUGUGAGGUUUUUUAAAUGUUAUCUCUUGACCCUUAGUGCUCAGGUUCUUGUGGGUGUUAAUCAAUCACAUCCAACGUUACCUUUCCGAGGGAGAGACAGGAUGAUCGCUCAGGAUUUAUAAACAAGCUGGCCUUGGGAGCCUCUGCAGAUUAACUUCAAGUAGUCUGAGCUGAAGCCCUGUGGUUUUGCAUUUAAUGGUAAUAGCUGAUUAUAUAUGGCACAAUUUUUCCGUCUGGCUUCCUACGCUGUCAUAAACAGAGACUUGAAAUAGUACUUUAAAGGUCCACAGACCUGGAAGUGCUGAACUGGAGGUAUCUGUUUCUAGGGAGUUGACUUUUUGAAGCUGAUGAUCAGCCAUGCAGCUGUUUUGUACAUACUUACUUUCUCUUGCACUUUUCUGUAUGCAAAUGAAAGCUAUAAAUUUACUCAUUUCAAUAAACUGGAAUGG